Messenger RNA from Scatophagus argus, 2372 nucleotides. RefSeq names its product leucine-rich repeat-containing protein 14. The transcript has 3 exons. Gene Ontology annotation, cellular component: cytoplasm. Lineage: Eukaryota; Metazoa; Chordata; Actinopteri; Scatophagidae. The record is from RefSeq and is a predicted model, not a curated record. Bases 341 to 2047 code for a protein of 568 amino acids.
UGUCUCGAUUGUAAACACUGCUGCUGUGGCGGCUGCUUCCUCAGUCUUUGUCGAGUUAGCUAACAUGAUGUGCCAGCGUCUAAUAUUUCUCUCGCUAAAGAUUUUCAGUCGAGUCUGCACACGUUAUAGCUGUUCAGCCAAAGUAGAUAUCAGAUGAUGUUAUAAAGUUUAUUUGGGGGAUUUUUACAAGACCGCAUCAAGUUACUAUCAUAAAGUUAUUCUCGCUGUAGCUAGUUUCAGCUAGCUAACUCUUAGACGCGUCAAGUCCGCAUCUCUUGCAGAGGAGUUAAACGCAACAGUAUUCCGGCUGCUGUGUAAACUCACCUUGCUCUCUGCUGAAAUGUUACUGCCUUUGGUGAGCCUUUGUGCCAGGGAGGUGGUGAGUGACCACAGCUCGUCACCCUGCUGGCUGAGGUGGGUGCCCAGGGAGCUUUACAGACCGCUGCUGGAAGCCGCCUUCGCCAGCUGCAGACCGCUGGCUGUGGGUGAACUGGUGCAGAGAUGGCCUGAACGCUCACUGCGUGUCGGUGGACAGAGGAAGAAAGGAGAAACUGCGCCAAAUCGACUCUGCAUCCAGGCUCUGUUACUUGCAGUUGCCAGAGGACUGUCGGACCAAAGGUAUGCCUUGCGAUUUCUGGACCUCUGUGGACUGCAAGGGGAUGAAGGAGGUACAGGAGACCCCAUGGGAGGCUGGUCUUUGACCGUAGCUCUCUGCACCAUGGUUGUUCAGGGAAGAGCUGGAGCACAGAGAGCACAUAGGAGAGAGGGAGAUCGGGAGAGGAAAAGGUUCUCAGCUCUGGAGAGAGAAAAGGAUGUGAAAAGAGAGAGGGGGAAGUGGAUGAGGGGAAAGGAACCAAAUGGGGAUGCGGCGAGCACAGAUGAUGAGGAGCUGGGUGGAAAACACAGAGAGAAAAUGGGAUCAUAUGAGAUCCUGGGUGAAGAGGAGUUGAUUAAAGGUGUCAGGAGGAGGAUGGAGAUAGAGAGGAAAAGAGAGAUUUCAAUAACAGAUUUAGGAGGCAGCAGAAAGGAGACAGAAGAAAAAGAUGUAAAUAGUGACGUUUUGGUGAAUGUGAGAGCUGAUCUUUUUGUGAAUGCUCGAUCCUGGGAGCGUGUUCGCGUGGCUCUGACCACACUGGGACCCCUCAAGCUUCAGUGCAGAUACCUGCGUGUGGAAGAGAUUUCAGUGUCCAGUAUCAGGACCCUGCUAGACCUCCUGCCUCGCCAGGGUCUUCUGGGCAUUGAUGUUCGCUACAGCAGCCUCGGGGUGGUUGGCUUGGCUGAGCUCUUGCCUCUGUUUUCCACUUUCCCCGCACUGAACUCUCUUCACUUGCACUACUGCAACUUGGAUUUUCGCAGAGACCACCCAGGCCUGGAAGAGGCCCUGAGGGACUUGUCACUGGGUCUGGCAAAGCUACAAGGGCUGCGACGCCUCAGCCUCACUGCACUGCGCCUGCCUGGACAGCUUCGUGUGCUGCUUAGCUCACUGCCUCAGCCACUCGAGAUACUGGAGCUGCCAUAUUUGAGCCUGAGCCCAACUGACCUCGCCUAUCUGUCCUGCAGCCAUCAUGCUUCUUCACUGCAGCAACUUGAUCUAAGUGAGAACCAUCUGGAUGAAAGCACCCUGCCCUCCAUCCGCCGCCUCCUUUCCCAGGCUUCCAGUAGCCUGCAGCACCUCUCACUAAGUGGCUGCGGCCUGACCGAUAGCCUGCUGGGACUCUUGCUGCCCUCACUAGGAGGCUGCUGGGCCCUCAAGAGCUUGGCCUUGGCCCUGAACCCACUGUCCAAGGCAGGCCUCAUGGACCUGAUGAGGACGGCUAUGAGAAUGCCUUCCCUCCGUAACCUCCUCUACCCCAACCCUCUCGAGGACUACCAGCCGGGCCUUCCUGACCUGCCUUCCAGCUCUCAGCUUUUAGAUUGGCCGCUGGAUGAAGCCACAAACAUCAACACAACCAGCAGUCAGCUCAACAGGCUGCUGAUAGAAGGUGGACGCACUGACCUCUUUCUGACAUGCGACCUGCUUAACUAUGAUAAAGACUUUACGGACUAGAGCAGAAGGACACAGGUCCUAACAUGUAUCAGAACAAUGUAGAUACACCUGACAAUCAAAUUAUCAAUCUAAUAAUGCUGUAGUGUGUGGUUAUCUGUAGUAUCACCAAGCAAAGAAUGAAUUAUUCAUUUAUGCACACACUUCGUUAAACAGAAAAGCUGGACUAAUGAAGGAGACAGCAUUAAUCCAUGUUUCAAUAAAGCGGUGCUACACUUUAAUAUAUUCGCAUGUUGACUGUAUAAAUUAAAUUACUGCCUCGGUCACUGCUGGUUUUGCACAAAAAAAAAAAAAAAACAACUCACAAAAGUCUCAGUGCUUUACAAAA